AUGGAAAAUAAGAAUCAAAAUAACAUCAAAGUACUCGUCAGAGUGCGACCACUACUAUCUAGAGAAAUUCAAGAUGAAAUACCCCACUCAUUAGUGUCAAUGCCUCCUGGUGCAAAACAAACCACACUCAGAAAUCCCAAAACAAAUGAAUCAAAAUCAUUCUACUUUGAUGAUUGUAUAUGGUCAUUCAAUAAGCAAGAUCAUCAUUAUAUUGACAAUUUCAAUUUCUACAAACAAACAGGACCAGAUUUGUUAACUCAUUUAUUUGAAGGUUAUAAUGUAUGUUUAUUAGCGUACGGUCAAACAAGUUCUGGAAAAACUUAUACAAUGAUGGGAGAUCAAACUCAACCAGGUAUUAUCCCUUCAUUAAUGAAUGAUAUUUUAAAACAAAUGGAAUUAUCAAUAAAUCAAAAAAUUCAUUGUGAAUUAAAAUUUUCAUAUAUGGAAAUUUAUAAUGAAAAAGUUAAAGAUUUACUUAAUCAUAACGAUUUAAAAUGUAAAGUUAGAGAACAUCCCAUUACGGGUCCAUAUAUUGAAAAUUUAAAAGAAUACACUAUUAAAAACUACAAUCGUUUCUUGCAUUUAUUGAAUACUGGUAAUUCAAUAAGAUCAACUGCUACAACACAAAUGAAUGAUCAAAGUUCAAGAUCUCAUGCUAUUAUUACUUUAACUUUAAAACAAAUUAAAUUUGAAAAUAAUGAUGAAGGAGAAGGGAUUGGAGAAGCAAGUGAAGAAAUGAUAUCAAAUAUUAAAUUGGUUGAUUUGGCAGGUUCCGAAAGAUUAACUAAGACAAAACUAUAUGGACAAAAUGAUAGAAUUAAAGAAGGUGCUUUGAUAAAUAAAUCAUUAACUGUUUUAGGGAGGUGUAUACAUUUAUUAUCCACUAAGACAAAAGCAGUUGUACCAUAUAGAGACUCCAUCUUAACAUACAUCCUAAAGGAAAAUUUAGCAGGAAAUUCCAAAACCUGUAUGUUAUUUUGUAUAUCACCAUUAGAUUAUGAAGAAAGUCACCAAACUUUAAACUAUGCAAAUGAAGUUAAAAAAAUCAAAACUUUAGCAAGAGCAAAUAAAACUAAAUUAUCAACUAUUAUAAAUUGGGAAGAAUUACAAAAAACUGAUCAAUCAAUUAUAGAUUCUUUAAAAGAUGAAAUUGAAUCCCUCACAAGUAAAUUAUCAAAUUUGGAGACUGAAAAUAAUUCAAGAUCAUCAACACCUCCUCAAACACAUUUGGACUUUCAUAAAAUUAUAGAAUACUUGGAAAAAGAUUCAUCAAAGAUAAAAUUUGAGAAUUUAUAUUUAAAAAAUCAAUUAAGUAAGAAAAAUAAUCACAUUAUGGAAUUAAAUAAACAUAUAAAUUAUAUUGAAGAUGAAUAUCAGAGAUUACAUAAUGAUUAUCAAAACCUAUACAAUCAAAAAUUUGAAACUACAAAAAAUCAACUAAUUAAUGAAAUUCAAAUUUGUAAUGACAGUUUCAAAACUGAUUUAUCUGAAUUUGAUCCAAAAUUAUUUUAG
Molecule: messenger RNA, 1512 nt
Organism: Lodderomyces jiufengensis
Lineage: Eukaryota; Fungi; Ascomycota; Pichiomycetes; Serinales; Debaryomycetaceae
Exons: 1
Coding region: 1-1512 (503 amino acids)
Biological process (GO): mitotic spindle organization; microtubule-based movement
Molecular function (GO): microtubule binding; ATP binding; microtubule motor activity
Source: RefSeq, a predicted model, not a curated record